Solanum stenotomum is the source of this 2820-nucleotide messenger RNA. Its product is annotated as homeobox-leucine zipper protein HDG11-like. Gene Ontology annotation, molecular function: DNA binding; lipid binding; DNA-binding transcription factor activity, RNA polymerase II-specific. Gene Ontology annotation, biological process: regulation of DNA-templated transcription. The record is from RefSeq and is a predicted model, not a curated record. Lineage: Eukaryota; Viridiplantae; Streptophyta; Magnoliopsida; Solanales; Solanaceae. The transcript has 10 exons. Bases 362 to 2518 code for a protein of 718 amino acids.
UCCGUUUCUCAUUUUCUAAUUUUCUCCACCAAAUCCUCUUUCUCAAUUCAUGCUCAUUAUAUUUCAUAUUUAUUAUUUUUAUAUAUAUGUCUGAUUUUUCGUCCGUUACGUUAAUUUUCUUGCAACAUCAACCAUAAUUCUUGCCUUAGUAUAUGCUAUUCAUUUUUUCCUUUAUAUAUAACAUCAUCCAUUCUUCUUAUAAUAUAAUAAACUUCCCAAUAUUAUCAUCAUUACAUUACAAUUACAACAACUAUUGAAUUUACUCAAAAAUCAUCUAUAUGUACAUGUGAUUAAUUAUCAUUCAAUUAUUUUUUCCUUGUCCAAAUAUAUAUACAUAGAAGGAAAUUAAUUAAAGAGAUCAAUGGAAUACGGCACCGGAGGUGGUGGUGGUGGUGGUGGUGGAGCUUCGUCAAGUGGCGGUGACGCCGCAGAUGCUCACCGGAAGAAGAAACGUUUCCAUCGACAUACAGCUCAUCAAAUUCAAAGCCUUGAAUCUGUGUUCAAGGAAUGUCCACAUCCAGACGAGAAAAUUAGAUUGCAGUUGAGUAGAGAUUUGGGUUUGGCUCCUCGUCAAAUAAAGUUUUGGUUCCAAAAUAGGAGGACUCAAUUGAAGAGUCAACAUGAGAGAGCAGAUAAUAGUGCACUUCGAUCAGAAAAUGAUAGAAUUCGAUGUGAAAACAUCGCGAUAAGGGAAGCAAUCAAGAAUGUGAUAUGUCCAUCUUGUGGAGGUCCUCCAGUUACUGAAGACACUUAUUUUGAUGAACAAAAAUUGAGAAUGGAGAAUUUGCAACUAAAAGAGGAGCUUGACAAAAUUUCAAGCAUUGCUGCAAAGUAUAUGGGGAGGCCUAUUUCGCAACUUCCACCAGUGCAACCUGUUCAUUUGUCCUCACUUAACUUAAUGUCCAUGCCUAAUUUUGGACUAACUGGCCCUUCACUUGAUCUUGAUCUUGAUCUUCUCCCUGGAAGUUCGACGACUACUUUUCCAAAUUUACCAUGUCCUACAUUGAACAUAUCAGACAUGGAUAAGUCCCUUAUGGCUGAUAUUGCUGGCAAUGCCAUGGAGGAACUGAUUAGGCUUUUACAAACUAACGAACCUUUGUGGACAAAGUCAACAACUGAUGGCAGAGAUGUACUUGACAUCGAUAACUAUGACCAGAUUUUUCCAAAGGCUAACAGUUCGUUGAAAAAUCCAAAUGUUCGUGUUGAGGCUUCCAGGCAAUCAGGUGUUGUGAUCAUGAAUGGUUUGGCCUUAGUCGACAUGUUCAUGGAUGUGAAUAAAUGGGUGGAAUUCUUUCCUACAAUUGUUUCAAAGGCAAGAACACUUGAAGUAAUAUCAUGUGGCAUGAUGGGCAGUCGGAGUAGUACAUUACAAUUGAUGUAUGAAGAACAGCAAGUGCUUUCGCCAUUAGUCCCAACACGACAAUUCUACUUCCUACGGUUUUGCCAGCAGAUUGAGACGGGCUCAUGGGCAAUUGUUGAUGUUUCCUAUGAUAUUACUCAAGAAAAUAUGUACCCUCCCUCUUCUUGCAAGGUUCAUAAGCUCCCAUCUGGAUGCUUGAUACGAGACAUGCCCAAUGGUUAUUCCAAGGUAACUUGGUUGGAACAUGUUGAAGUGGAAGAGAAAGGUUCAAUUCAUAGGCUAUAUAGAGAUCUUAUAUAUAGUGGUAUGGCAUUUGGAGCAGAGAGAUGGCUUGGUUCUCUUCAGAGAUUGUGUGAGAGAUAUGCUUGUUUAAUGGUUAGCGGCAACUCUUCUCGUGAACUUGGAGGAGUGAUUCCGUCACCAGAAGGGAAGAAAAGCAUGAUGAAAGUGGCUCAAAGAAUGGUGAGCAGUUUCUGUGCCAGCAUAAAUCCGUCCAAUGGACACCAGUGGAACAACAUUUCUACAUUGGAUGAAUUUGAAGUUAGAGCCACCCUUCAAAAGUGCACAGAUCCUGGCCAGCCCAAUGGUGUAGUCAUCAGUGCAGCUUCCACUAUUUGGCUCCCGGUUCCUCCACAACAUGUUUUCAAUUUCCUUAGGGACGAAAGGACUCGACCUCAGUGGGAUGUUCUUUCCAACCAAAAUCCAGUACAAGAGGUAGCUCACAUUGCAAAUGGCUCUCACCCAGGGAAUUCUAUUUCUGUGCUCAGGGCCUAUAACACUAGCCAGAAUAACAUGCUGAUACUUCAAGAAAGUUGCAUAGACUCAUCAGGUUCACUAGUAGUCUACAGUCCUGUUGAUUUACAAUCCAUCAACAUUGCAAUGAGUGGUGAAGACACCACCUACAUCCCUUUGCUCCCCUCAGGUUUCACAAUAUCACCAGACGGACGAGGGUCCAACGAGGCAUUAUCGAUGAAUAAUGGUAGUACCUUGGGAGGAGCAGGGGCAGGGGGGUCACUAGUGACAGUAGUGUUCCAGAUAUUGGUAAGCAGUUUGUCAUCAUCAGCCAAAAUGAGCCCAGAAUCAGUAAACACAGUUAAUAACCUUAUAGGCAACACUAUCCACCAAAUUAAAGCUGCCUUGAAUUGCUCCACUUCCUGAUCCAAAAUUUUGAAUUUAAUUCCGCUCCUGCUCCUGCCUGCUGCCUGCUUUAAAUACACCGUACAGAUGAGAAGUUGGAUCAUGAAUUCAAUGAGGAGAAAAAAAAAAAAGACCUUAUUUGAAGUUAGUUGAGAAUUAUGAAUGCUAUGCUUCUUUUCUUUCAUCAAUAUAUAGUCCUGGAACUGACACAAUGCCUUAAUACAUCCAUAUGCCCACUGUCAAAAGUUUUAUUACAAGUUUUAACAACUCAUAGCUAGUUUCCCCCUUUUUUCUUAAUUAUUCCUAGUGCAUUGGAUUGGAUU